AGGAGAAGCCACAUAGCACCCUCUCACUCAAGUCUCAAUAACAAUCCUAUCCAAGAAAAAAGAAAAAGAAUAUUAAUGGCAACACUUGGUGGAGUUAGCGAAGUGGCAGGAACCCCCAACAACCUUGAGAUCGACAGUCUCGCUCGCUACGCUGUUGAGCAACACAACGCCAAACAUAAUGCACUUCUGGAAUUUUCAAGGGUGAUAAGUGCAAAACAUCAAGUGGUUUCUGGUACUUUGCACCACAUCAUUCUAGAGGCAAAUGAUGGGGGGAAUAAAAAGGUUUAUGAAGCCAAGGUUUGGGAAAAGUCUUGGCUCAACUUCAAGGAGGUGCAGGACUUCAAGCUUCUCCAAGAUGCCUCUUCCCAGUGAACUACUUAACUAGGU
Messenger RNA from Lathyrus oleraceus (garden pea), 387 nucleotides. RefSeq names its product cysteine proteinase inhibitor. Bases 76 to 372 code for a protein of 98 amino acids. The transcript has 2 exons. The record is from RefSeq and is a predicted model, not a curated record. NCBI's taxonomy places the organism in Eukaryota, Viridiplantae, Streptophyta, Magnoliopsida, Fabales, Fabaceae. Gene Ontology annotation, molecular function: cysteine-type endopeptidase inhibitor activity.